AUGGUUUAUUGGGGGGUUUUUGGCUAUAAAAUAAAUCUUCACACAUUUUUUUCAAAAUCACAAAAAUCAAAUUAUCUACGUUGUCCCAAGAAUCCAAGAAGUCCACCUCCGCCGCCUCCUGUCUUUCCUCCGAGCAAUUUUCCAGCCAUUUGA
Caenorhabditis briggsae is the source of this 153-nucleotide messenger RNA. NCBI's taxonomy places the organism in Eukaryota, Metazoa, Nematoda, Chromadorea, Rhabditida, Rhabditidae. The record is from RefSeq and is a predicted model, not a curated record. The transcript has a single exon. The coding region runs from base 1 to 153 and encodes 50 amino acids.